GCAGCGCGGGCGGCGGUAAAAUGUCUGUUCCGGGAUCCUACCAGGCGGCCGCUGGGCCUUCCUCAGUGCCAACCGCACCCCCAUCCUAUGAAGAGACGGUGGCUGUUAACAGUUACUUCCCGAUGCCUCCUGGCCCGGUGCCGGGGCCGACCACAGGGCUGGUGACGGGCCCGGAUGGCAAGGGCGUGAAUCCGCCUGCCUCCUACGUGCAGCCAGUGCCCGUCCCCAGUGCCAGUGCAAUUGCUGUGCAGACUGUGUACGUCCAGCAGCCCAUCUCCUUUUUCGACCGUCCGGUCCAGAUGUGCUGUCCUUCCUGCAACAAGAUGAUCGUGACUCAGCUGUCCUAUAAUGCCGGCGCCCUCACCUGGCUCUCCUGUGGGAGCCUGUGCCUGCUGGGGUGCAUAGCGGGCUGCUGCUUCAUCCCCUUCUGUGUGGAUGCCCUGCAGGACGUGGACCACUACUGUCCCAACUGCAAAGCUCUCCUGGGCACCUACAAGCGUUUGUAGGACUCGGCCAGACCCAGAGGGAGCUGUACGCUGCCGGAAGUGCUCUCCGACUCUCACCCCGUCCUGCCCUGGUGGGAGUGGUGUCCCGCCUCGCUAGCCUCCUCUCUCCAGGGUCUUCACCUUCGUGUCUUCUUUUGGGGGAAAAAUAUCACAAAAGUAACACACCUCCAAAACCCCAGAGGUCGCUGCUCGGAGUCAUGCACAGGACCUGCAAAGACAUUCACUCCGAGUGCUGGUUCCCGCCUCCGGUGAUGCCAGGCCACCCCGUGCAACUGGGACCGUUGCCCCAUCGGAAUCUUCCCAGUGAUUGGCCACCGGCCGGCUUCACUUCUUGCCUCCGUGGGCCUUUCCAGGGGGGCGGUCUCAAGCCAGGAAGCCACAGGUUGCCUUACUUUUCGAGACUAUUCUGACCCAAAUACGGCUGACCCCACCUUCAGUGCCUACGUCCAGCUCACCUGUUCCCACGGCCCAUGAUCCCUGCCUUAUCAGCGAAGGGCUUGGCUCGCGGAGUCUCCCACUGGGGGCUUUUCAGUAGCACACAAAUUCACUUUAUUCUUCAUUCCUUUUUAAGUACCAGGAGGAGCUGUCCCCCCCCCCCCCCAGAUUCCCACGUGCUAUGUGUGCUGGAGAUACAGGGCUGGAUCCUACCUGGGAUCCGCCUUCCCUCCUUUCUCAGCACCAUCCUCCGCCCCUUCCGGGGAAGGGCUUUUUCCUUCUAGAGGAAUUGUUUGUCUUAACCAUGUCUGUGACCUCCUUUCGGUCUUAAACACCUUUGGACAUAAUUUUGAAAGGAAGGAUUUAUAGAUCCAUUUUUCUUGACCAUAUGAUUGCCACCACUUUCCUAUUGGUCGGUGUGUUCUUUGUUGUUGUUUUGUUUUGUUUUUUUGGUCCUUAACAGAAAAGGCAAUGGAUAAUUUUCUCCACUGCCUCUACUUGGGUUUGGUGCGGUUCUUCAAAACCUCUCUAAUGGGACUCUUCAAGGGGGGCCCCUUGGGGGUUUCCGGGGGAGUCUUGAGAGAGACAGAGGGACACACAGGGUGAGCACAUCUGGGUACCACAGUGCUGGAGAGCUUGGGGACCUGUUUCAGAGGAAUCUAAAUUCUGAUUUUAUUUUUCAGAAAUACAUUUUGUGGUAGGCCAUCAGGAGACAUGAUUUCUAGGACUCAGUCAGCAAGCCAGCGUUCUCCGUUAGUUGCUGUGUCAUCUUCGAAAGCAAGAUAAAGCUGGGCUUGACUUUCCAGAGUCCCCGUAUUGAUAAUAAACAGACACAGGGAAUGCACGUGAAUAAUAUUAUGUAGAAAUCAAGCCUAGACGUGGAACGAAAAUCUGUAUAUUGGCCAAAAAUCAUAGUGGUAAUCAGUGAUCCCGCUUAUCCCUUCGAUGUUUGGAAAGUUCCAGUAAUUAUUUUUGCAAUGAGUACGAUACUACGUAGUACUUUGGUGUUGUCUGCUUUUGAAAAAAAUAAAGUCUUCGGUUCACUUGGUGAACUAUUUAUCAAUU
This is a messenger RNA of Enhydra lutris kenyoni (northern sea otter), 2006 nucleotides long. Its product is annotated as lipopolysaccharide induced TNF factor. Gene Ontology annotation, molecular function: zinc ion binding. Gene Ontology annotation, biological process: regulation of cytokine production. The record is from RefSeq and is a predicted model, not a curated record. Lineage: Eukaryota; Metazoa; Chordata; Mammalia; Carnivora; Mustelidae. The transcript is spliced from 4 exons. Bases 21 to 506 code for a protein of 161 amino acids.